UCCAAAACAAAACACACACUCUACUCUCUUCUCUAAUGCACAAACAAGCCCAUUAGCGAUUGACACGCACAAGUAAAGGAGACAAAAUUAUGUAGGACUAACAGAGAAGAAGGGAAGAUUAGAGUGGAAUGUGGUUUCUAACUGCCAAUUCUCAGUGAUCAUGACUCCAAUAUGGACUGGAAAAUGUCUGCAGCUGCUGCUGUGCAUGUCUGUGCUCUCACAGACUGAAGGAGGAUCAAAGAGAAAAAAGCGGGAGUGGAUUAUACCUGCCAGAAAACUCAUGGAGAAUGUUGACUACACAAAACAGGAAUUCAUAGCUAAAAUCUGGUCUGAUAAGCACACACAGGCGAGUCCGUUGGAGUACAGUCUGACAGGACGCGGUGCAGACAUUGAGCCUUAUAACCUCUUUAUUGUCAACCCUCAAAAUGGCCUUGUCAGAAUCACAGGGAUUCUGGACAGAGAGGAGAUAUCACAGUAUGAUUUAAAAGGACUAGGUAAAUACAGAAAUGGCAGUCUGGCAGAAGGAGAGGUGCAGCUGAAAAUACAGGUUUUGGAUCAGAACGACAAUCCACCAAAGUUCAGCUUCUCCCAAGGGUCUGUGAAGGAAGGCAGAAAAAUAGGAACUCCUGUAAUGCAGAUAAAAGCUGAGGAUGCAGAUGAGCCAGGAACAAGCCAUACUAAAAUUGCGUACAGUAUAGUGAAGCAGAUUCCAGAAGAAUCCGGUCCUAUGUUCUCCAUUAACAGAGACACUGGGAAACUCUAUGUAAAACAGCACACUCUCGAUAGAGAGACACUCGAUUCCUACACGUUAAUAGUGCAGGGUGUGGAUAUGGACGGAGCUCCAAAUGGCAACACAGGAACUGGUACUGUGCAGAUUAAAGUUCUGGACAUCAAUGACCAUGUUCCCACUCUAGAACAAGAUGAGUACACAGGUUAUGUAGAUGAAGGUGCAGCAGAUGUGGUGGUGAUGAGAAUCAAAGCUCUGGAUAAAGACUUGGAGAACACAGAGAACUGGCUGGCUCACUUUGAAAUAAUCGAGGGGAAUGAAGAUGGAGUCUUUAGCAUAGAGACAGAUCCCAAAACCAAUGAAGGCCUUCUUAAGCUGGUCAAGCCUGUGGAUUAUGAAAAGGUCAAGCAGCUGAAUCUGGGCCUGGUCAUUUCAAAUGUGGCUCCUUUUGCUAAUGGGACUGAAAAAUCUCUGGAUUCAGACAAACAAAUGGGAGGCACCGGAUCUGGACUAAGACCUGAAAAACCUGACAAAAGGCCACUAACUCAAGAAGGAAAAAGAUACUCAGUAAAAGUGUUUGUCAACAAUUUAUCUGAUGGUAUAUUCUUUUCACCAUCUGUAAAGUUGUUCUCUGUAUCAGAAGAUCCAGAGAAAAUUAAAGUUCCUGAAAUCAUUGGUUCCUUUCCUGCUAUAGAUGGUGAUACUGAACAAAUUGCUAAAAAUAUCAGGUAUGCGAAAGGAUAUGAUCCAGAUAACUGGCUGUCCAUAAAUGAGCAGACAUCCGAAAUUAAACUUGUGAAGACUCCAGAUCGAGAGUCAACAUUUCUGGUCAAUGGUACCUAUUUUGCCAAGAUCAUCUGCAUCACCCAAGAUGUACCUCCAAAGACUGCUACAGGAACAAUAGCAUUACAGGUGGAAGACUCUAAUGACCACUGUCCUAAACUGACCAGCACCUAUCAGAGCGUCUGCUCUGAUACCAAAAUCAUAAACGUCACUGCAUUUGAUGAGGACGUCAAUCCAAACGGAGAGCCUUAUAAAUUUGUGCUCAUAGAGGAGGAGACUCGUGGAAAAUGGGAAAUAGUUCCUGUAAAUGGAACAACUGUGAGCUUCCAUGCCCAGGAGUUGCUGUGGCCAGGCUUUUAUGAGCUGACUGUGGAGAUCUUUGAUGUGAAGGGUCUGGGCUGUGAGGACAGACAGAAGCUUCAGGUGGAGGUGUGUACCUGUGAUGAAGACGAUGCUUGUGUUGCGGCUCUCAGGGUAGCUAAAAGUCGUGUCUCUUCAGUCAAAGUGGGAGUUCCAGCCAUCGGACUGCUGGUGGCAGGCAUGGCUUUGCUCAUGUUGGUUCCCAUGUUGCUGUUGUUCUGCCAGUGUGGGGCAGUGAAUGAAUUCAUGGAGCUGCCAUUUGAUACCAAAGAGCACUUGAUCUCUUAUCACACUGAAGGAAAAGGAGAAGACAAGGAGGUGCCAAUUCUGAGUUUUUCAGAACAACAAACCAAAUCAGUGGCUGGUAACCCUGGUAGCAACGUCUCCACAAUGCUUUCUCAUGGCCGUGGACAAGUUAUGGGGAUUGGUACCAUGUUUGAGUACCAAAAUAACACCUUAUCAUGUGAGCAUCAUAGAAGCCACAUCUGCUCUUCACUGUUCAGGCAUGAGGUGCAAGAUACCUAUGGAGAGAUAGCACUGCCUGAUAACUAUCUACGUGACUAUUUUAUUCAGAAAGUAAGAUAUGGAGCUGGAAACCCACCUCUCACAGACAGUCUGUUGGUAUACGACCAUGAAGGUCAGGAUUCUCCUGUUGGCUCACUGGGCUGCUGCAGUCUCCUUGAGUCAAGCAACAGUCUGGCAUUUCUUAAUGACUUGGGUCCAAAAUUCAUGGCUUUAGCAGAGAUUUGCAGUGCUCCAGAACCAUGUUCACCAUUGUCAGAAGAUAAAAUCAAUGGUAAUGUACUGGACACCAACAUCACCAGUGUAGAUCAUGAUUCAAAGCCUGUUACACCGUUACCGGAUCAAGACAAAGCUGAUACCGAAGCACUCAAUAAUAAUUUAGAUAAUCUGUCCACCAUGCACACUAAUCAGAUACAACUUGUACAGCAGAAUCAGCCUCUUUACUAUUUAGUGGAACAUCAGGAAAUCAAAGCCAAUUCCAGCACCAUGAGCUGCCUGGGAGUGAGAAAGUGGUGCUAG
Astyanax mexicanus (Mexican tetra) is the source of this 2911-nucleotide messenger RNA. RefSeq names its product desmoglein-2. The transcript is spliced from 15 exons. Gene Ontology annotation, biological process: homophilic cell-cell adhesion. The record is from RefSeq and is a predicted model, not a curated record. Gene Ontology annotation, molecular function: calcium ion binding. Bases 161 to 2911 code for a protein of 916 amino acids. Gene Ontology annotation, cellular component: plasma membrane; desmosome. NCBI's taxonomy places the organism in Eukaryota, Metazoa, Chordata, Actinopteri, Characiformes, Acestrorhamphidae.